UUCAGAUAUUAAAUAUAUUGGCGUCUCCCGUUUAACCAAUGUCAGUACGAGUUGCGAUCGAAGAGUGAAUUUUAAUUUGCGCAGUGCUAUCCUGUUGUCCCAUUAUAAGGGUACAUACAGCUAAGAUGAAACUACUACUCUACGGGCUUUCCAUAGCCGUGAUAGUAACGGCUAAGCCUGAAUUAUACAGAGAAAAAGAAGACUUCCAAUAUUCUAGAAGCUCGUCAGAUGAAGGAACUAAAUCAGGAUACUACGAUGCUCAGAGAGGAAACAUGGGGGGCAAUUUUGAACGAGCCCACAACAUGGACACCUUAGCUCAGCAUCAGAUGGGUGGUCUAGUGAAUCAAGUGCAAGGAGAACUUGGUGACGGGUACAAAACAAGAACGGGAAGUGUAUUCACCGCUGCCAACUCUCAAGGCGUGUACGGACAGGGUCGGUAUGACCUGAGCAGUCUAGCAGGCCGCAACUUCCAAGAAGGUACCACUUUUCAUGAUUCUCAAUCGUACUUGUCAUCAGGGAGCCGGGCACACUCUUCCCAAUAUUCCGCUUUAAAUAAUGCCAGAUACAACAGCGAUAGCCUAUCACAUGGUGCUGGGACGGCUGGGUUUAACGGCUUCCAACAAUCUGACAAUUUACAAGCUCAAAAUUCAUUUGGCUCCAGGGGAUACGAACACGGAUCCGAGUCACAGCGCAGUUCCAAAUAUUACUUGCAAUCUGGUUAUAGCGGUAGCAAUGACUACGAAAGAUCAAAUCUAAAUCAACAGGCUUCUAGCAAUUUUGGAUCAUCAAACACGCAAAAUAGGUUGAUAAGUACCGUGCCAGUACGCAUUGUCGUGAGACCAGGAACUCGGGUUGCAAUACCUGUUGCUACACAGACACAACAGACUCAAAGUGGUUCACAUGUGGCUUCGUAUGACCAAAUUAACGCAAAUAAUGAAGCAGAAGUUUUAAGUUUGGGCGACCAUCAGUCUACUUUAAGACCAAAUGGUGAUGCUAAACACUACGAAUCCUCGUACAGCUAUCAUAAGGAAUGGGAAAAACAUGACACUAAGCCUGUAGCUGUCCCUGUGCCUUCACCUGUGUUUCCUAUUGCAAAGAAUAGUGAGCUAUAUGACGAAUCUCGAUUACAUCAUGGAUCAGAAUACACACAAAAUGCUGACUACAACAACUUAGCAACUAGUCAAGUUCGUCAACAGGCUGGAUACAACUCACAACACAGUGCAUCGAGCGAAAGUCGACACCAAGCAGAUUAUAUUGCCCAGCAACAUGCUGCUUCGUCUAACUUAAAUCAGCAACGUGUUGCUUCAUCUAACUUACAUUCUAACGCUUACACUCAAAGCGGCUACAAUUCCGAUGUUAAUUCGCAGUCUGCCAAUCUUAUUGGAGCCGUCAGUUCAAAACCUAAAAGCUAUCAGUCCUCUUAUUCUUACCACAAAUCAUGGGAAAGACAAGGCGAUCCUUAUGUAAUAAUACCUCCAUCGAACGGAGCAUAUGCUGGAGAAACAAAUCAAAGAUUAACAGACUUAUCUGGCUCACAAGGCGAGUAUUCAUCUCAUAAUUAUGGAUCUAGAAAAUCGCAUCAGACGUAUUCCAUUAAAGAUUGUGUCAUAGAAUGUGAUCCCAACAGUCACAUCCGUGUCGCAAGGUCUUACAACAGUGACCCUGCUCAAUUCGAAGAGCAAAACCAGAAUAUAAACAGUGAUCAAGAAUCAUGGGGACAACAAUCACAAAGUCAAUGGGAUCAACAAUAUCAAGAUGCUGGACAACAAGUUCAAAAAAAAUGGGAUAACUUAGAAGACUUAGGACAACAAACACAGAAUAAGUGGGAUCAGCUAUCUCAAGAUGCAGGACAGCAAGUUCAAAAUAAAUGGGAUAACUUAGAAGACCUAGGACAGCAAACACAGAAUAAGUGGGACCAAUUAUCUCAAGAUGCAGGACAGCAAGUUCAAAAUAAAUGGGAUAACUUAGAAGACCUAGGACAGCAAACACAGAAUAAGUGGGACCAAUUAUCUCAAGAUGCAGGACAGCAAGUUCAAAAUAAAUGGGAUAACUUAGAAGACCUAGGACAGCAAACACAGAAUAAAUGGGACUUUGGUCAGCAAACACAAACUACUGGCCAAGAAGUUGUAAAUGGAUGGAAUAAUUUAGAAUCUCAAAAGGUCGAAGAUCAACAAACACAAGAUAACUGGAAUACACAGACACAGACGCAGGAAGGACAUUCCAAACCUGUAGGAAUUGACGACGUAGGUCAGCAUGCUGAUACACCCGGGCAUGCAUCGGGAAAAAUAGAUCAGGAGCAACAAGUUUCGUUUGAAGGUACACAACAAACUGAACACAAACAUGAUCAUUUUUGGGAUAAAGUUUCUGUUUUUCAUCAAUCACAAGCAUCUGAUAAUCAAAUGACUCUUGAACAAACGUAUAACCAACAUAAACCACAAGAAGAAUCCCAAACUCUAGAUUUAAGUCAGCAAACUCAAGGCUUUGAAAUAGAACACCCACAAAUGUUUGAAAAUCAUAAUAGUUUCUAUCAAUCUAAUAAUUAUGAUAAAACACAAGAACAAACAUUUCAAACUUUUGAUCUAAGUCAACAAACAGAAGAUAAAAAACCAGAGCAACGAGUUUCGUUUGAUGAUUCUCAACAAAUUGAACGUAAGAAAAUUAGUUUUUGGGACAAAAUUUCUGAUUUUGAUCAAACACAAACAUUUGAUAGUCAAAAGACUGAUGAACAUACACUUGACCAAGAAAAAUCACGAGAACAGCCAUUUGAAACUUUAGAUUUAAGUCAACAAACGCAAAAUAACUGGGAUACACAAAAGCAAGACAACAACAACUUUGGUCAGUUUGAUCGCGCAUCAGGGCAUUCAUUAGGAAAACAAGAUCAGGAACAACAAGUUUCGUUUGAAGGUACACAACAGACUGAACAGAAACAUGGUAAUUUUUGGGAUAACGUGUCUAUUUUUCAACAAACACAAGCAUCUGAUAAUCAAAGGACUUACGAACAAACGCUUAACCAACAGAAACCACAAGAAGAAUCCCAAACUUUAGAUUUAGGUCAACAAUCUCAAGGUUUUGAAAUAGAACAAGCACAUCACUUUGACAAUCAAAAUGGUUUUGACAAAACUGAUUUGAAUCAGCAAACUCAAAGUUUUUGGAACCACUUUACUGAUAGUCAAACCACAGGUCAAACUAAUACACAAGAGCAUAAAAAUACGGGUUCAUUAAAUGGCUUAUGGGGGAAGCUAGACGAUCUGGACGGAGAUAUUUCCCCGUCAAGCGUAAAUUUUAACACACCUCAAGAUAGUGGGCUUUCAGAAACUUCAACUUCAGAACAUACACACAACUGGAACCAAGAAAGUUCAAUCAGUCAUGACACUUCCAGCAGAGUAGACGUAAAUGAACAAAAUGUUAAUCAUCAUCAUAAUACAUUUUACGAUAAGCGUAAUCCAUAUAAAGAUUUAGCUUCUGACGAAGUGGAAAAUGAUUUUCUAGUGGUUCCCACUUUAUCCCACAAACAUGAUAUAACAACUGAAAAAUCAAUUGAUGAAGAUAAUAUUAGACCUGUGGACUUUGGACGAGGAGAUAUAGGACCUGAUGGUGAUGAUAGUUUAAUAUACGUAACACAUUCUACUGCUGAAAAAACAAGUGUAGAUAACUUAAACCAUAAACAUACGACUGAAAAUUAUGAAGAUAGUGUAGAAAGGACAACAAAUGAAAAUAACUUAGAAAACUACAACAGGACCAGUGACAAGCCAUAUAAAAAAGACUUAAUACAUGUAUCAUAUUCUACUACUGAAGAAACAAGAGUAGAUAACUACGACCAUAAGUAUAUGACUGAAAAUUAUGACAAUACUGUAGAAAAAGCAACACAUGAAAAUAAUUUAGAAAGCUAUAGGCCCAGUGAUAAGCCAAGUAAAAAAGAUGUUAGUGUUGCAGAAGUUCCAGAAGAAUUUGAGCAACAAUUCGAAACACAAAACGUACAACAAGAAUAUCAAUUAAAUGAGCAUAAAUUUGAUAUCUCUAAUCAAAAUGCAUUUCAGCAGCAAAAUAGUGACCAAGAACAACAAAAUGCUGAAUUUAAACCUGAACAUUGGGAACAAUUUUCGAGUCAUAAAUAUGGUCAUAAAGACUAUGCAGAUCAACAAUUUGUAGACUUUAGUCAAACAAAUCAACAGUGGCAUUUUGAUCAACAAAAUGUUCAGCAACAGUUUCCUGAUGACUUUUACCAACAAAAUCAAGAUGCUCAAUUACAGAAUAGUCAUACUGAUUCUGAGCAGCAUAAUGUAGAAGAAUCGCCUUUGUCAAACUUUGGUCAAGAAACUGUAAAAUCGGAAUUUGAAAUUUUACCUGUAAAUGAGGAACAAGAGAAAAUUGUUAAAAAAGAUAAUAUUGAAGUUUUAGCUCAACAACCAAAUACAAAUAAUAUUCAAGAAAAAAGUUCAACUACAACUCCUCAAACUAUAACAGAAAAACCAGGUUUUUGGAAAUCUGUAGGUAAUAAGUUUGCUAGUGCCAAAGAUAAAGUAGCCUCUUGGUUUAAUUAAAAAUAUUGUCAGUAUAAAAUUUUUUUUAGAUUAUAAUAAAAUUAGGGAUAGACCAGAUAAAGGGAUAUUAAUAAUGCUUUAAUAAAUUGCUGAAAUGUAAAGAACUAUCAGGUGCAAUGAUUGCUAAUAGAUUUAGCUGUUUUAUGAAACAUAUUAAUAUGUAUUUUUAUGUGUGUAAAUAUAAAAUGUAGAAUAGAAUAGUUUAUUUCAAAAAAUAUGGUUACAAUAGUUCUUAUAAUGAAAAAGUUCCACAUAAUUCUGCCACAGUUCGUUGGCGUAUACUUUAAUAACUUUUAUGUAUUAAAAGUUAAAUUCUUAAUGUUGCAAGGACUAUCAAUGGCUCAUCUUUAGCAUCUUAUACAGUUACAACAGGAGCAUUUAACAACUAAAUGUGUCUGUUUAAUGUUCUUAACAAUUAUAUUAUUUUUUUACAUUUAUUGCAACGGAAAUGUGUACUUACUUCAGGUAAUGAAUGGAAGUAUUUUAUAAAUGCCUGCUGUUGAAUGGAAUCUGAAAUGUGAGAAACAAACUUAAACAUUAAUAGGUAAUGAUUACACAUGGCUAAUAUUGUUUUCAUAGUUUUGAGUGGAAUGAAAAGGUUUUGUAGUAUUGGUUGAAAUAAAUGAGUUUUUCCACUGAUUGAA
This is a messenger RNA of Ostrinia nubilalis (European corn borer), 5185 nucleotides long. RefSeq lists its product as uncharacterized. The transcript is spliced from 3 exons. NCBI's taxonomy places the organism in Eukaryota, Metazoa, Arthropoda, Insecta, Lepidoptera, Crambidae. The record is from RefSeq and is a predicted model, not a curated record. Bases 126 to 4541 code for a protein of 1471 amino acids.